AUGGCGCAGAAGAUUGGCCGUAUAGUCGAUAGUCAAAGAGGAUCGCUGUCGACUCCAGGACUGUAUCGAUGGCUACCGGUCUCGAUCAGCCUUCAAGUUGAUUCAGCUGAACCGCAAGUUCCAGUUCCUGCAGAAGUCCCGCGCGCUCCUGACCUCUGUGCGGCUCCAGGCGGAUGGUUACAGGUAGCAGCCAAUUUUAUGCCCGUUUCCAGCCUGGUUAUUGGCGUUGACCUUGUCCCGAUUAAAGCCAUUCCCAAUGUUGUGACUCUCCAGGAGGACAUCACCACAGAGAAAUGUCGGCAG
Molecule: messenger RNA, 303 nt
Organism: Carcharodon carcharias (great white shark)
Lineage: Eukaryota; Metazoa; Chordata; Chondrichthyes; Lamniformes; Lamnidae
Product: pre-rRNA 2'-O-ribose RNA methyltransferase FTSJ3-like
Exons: 4
Biological process (GO): maturation of 5.8S rRNA from tricistronic rRNA transcript (SSU-rRNA, 5.8S rRNA, LSU-rRNA); rRNA methylation; maturation of LSU-rRNA from tricistronic rRNA transcript (SSU-rRNA, 5.8S rRNA, LSU-rRNA)
Cellular component (GO): preribosome, large subunit precursor; nucleolus
Molecular function (GO): rRNA (guanine) methyltransferase activity; rRNA (uridine-2'-O-ribose)-methyltransferase activity
Source: RefSeq, a predicted model, not a curated record